This is a messenger RNA of Carassius gibelio (silver crucian carp), 1594 nucleotides long. RefSeq names its product heme-binding protein 2. Gene Ontology annotation, cellular component: cytoplasm. The record is from RefSeq and is a predicted model, not a curated record. Lineage: Eukaryota; Metazoa; Chordata; Actinopteri; Cypriniformes; Cyprinidae. The transcript is spliced from 8 exons. The coding region runs from base 105 to 755 and encodes 216 amino acids.
AGGAGGGGACAGAUUUCAUAACGUUGCAUGUAUAAAUAACAGCUUGCAGGCGUGUACGUGCAUACUUCAUCUCUACACAGCUUCAAGAUACAACAUUCUACAACAUGAUUUGUCUGAAAGGAUUGAUCUUGCUGCUCUUUGCAGUGGCAGUACACGGAAGAGUUGGGGACUCCACAAGCGAAUCCAGUUACUGCACAGAGACCAAAGAGUGCUUUCUGUUUGACUUGGUGUGUGAAGGAGAUGGUUACGAGGUACGCCACUAUGAAGCUGCUAAGUGGGUGACCACAGAAGCUGAAUCCUAUUUCAUGGAAGUUGCAACUUCAAGAGCAUUCAGGAAACUUUAUAAAUACAUCACCGGAGAAAAUGAGGCCGGUGCAAAGAUUGACAUGACUGCACCAGUCCUCAUUAAAGUCAACGAGAAUGCGAGCAUGUGGCAGUCAUCAGUCUAUGGUCUCAGCUUCCUCCUGCCCUCCAAAUACCAGGCCAAUCCACCCAAACCUACUGAUUCCUCUGUACACUUAACAGACACUCCGGAUAUGAAAGUAUAUGUCAAGAGUUACGGGGGCUGGAUGAUGUCACUUGUGGCCAAAUCACAGUCUGAUAGUCUGAAAACAUCGCUGGACAAUGUACAAGCUACUUAUGAAACAGAGUACCAUUAUAAUGUUGGCUAUAACAGCCCGAUGAAGAUUAUGAACAGACACAAUGAGGCCUGGUAUAUUGUUAAGGGUGAGCCUGUGUGUCCUAGGAGUGGAUAAUUUCUCUGAGCUUCAUCUCGAACAACUCUUUUAAAGAGCCACAGAGUGCAGAACUACAUGUACUCCUGUAGUCAUAGCAUGUUAAACUGCCUCACAUGGUCUUUUUGUUGUUGUUUUUUUAGUUCUUUUUUUGUUGUUUUUUUAAUGAGUAUAGGAUACAUAUUUAGCACAGUAUUAAAUCAUUAGCACAUAUACUGUAAAAGAGUUGAGUUUGGUUUAGUAGUCAACAUAAAAAAAAAGAAAGAAAACCGGCAUAUGUAAAAAAAAAAAAUGUCAACCUCCAAGGGAUGAUAUUUGGUCUAUAAGCAUGUGUUAUAAACAUUUGUUUAAAAAAAACAAAAAAUAAAAAUAAAAACCAGAUCUUGUGAUUUAUUGAAAUGUUUCUUUACAAAUUAUGGGUCAUAUGAUUAAAUUACAUUUAUGUUUAUAUUAAUAUAUAACCUGCUGGCUGAAAACUGGCCUCUUGCUAAAUUUACAUUUGACAGACUUGAUGUGAUGGAUGCAGUUAAUGACCAAUGGUAAAAGGUUUAUUUGCACAGAAGCCAUUGAACACUUAUGGUUGCACUACCUUCAUGCCAAUUUUCACAAAAUGUAGUUGAUAGUAUAUAAAUUCUGAAUUGCAAGAUGAUCAACCACUCACAAUUGAAUCUACUGACUCAUGGAUAUUGACUUGUGAAGAAUUGAAAUCUUUUAUUACUUAGACGUGGGAUAUAAAGUAACCACUAAAAUAUAUAUCAGUUCAUUUGCUUUACAAACUAUUUCCUCUUACUUUCUGGCCAUGGAUAUAAAAAAGUGCACCUAAUUGCAAUUGCUUCUAAAUAAAAUGUAGCCUACGUGUU